Podospora anserina S mat+ is the source of this 1086-nucleotide messenger RNA. RefSeq lists its product as uncharacterized. Gene Ontology annotation, molecular function: structural constituent of ribosome; RNA binding. NCBI's taxonomy places the organism in Eukaryota, Fungi, Ascomycota, Sordariomycetes, Sordariales, Podosporaceae. The record is from RefSeq and is a predicted model, not a curated record. The transcript has 3 exons. Gene Ontology annotation, biological process: translation. Gene Ontology annotation, cellular component: cytosolic large ribosomal subunit; ribosome. Bases 1 to 1086 code for a protein of 361 amino acids.
AUGGCCUCCAGACCGACUGUCACCGUUCUCGGCGCCGAUGGCAAGGCCACCGGCGCCACUGAGGUCCUCCCCAAGGUCUUCAGCGCCCCUAUCCGCCCGGAUAUCGUCAAGCACGUCCACACCGGCAUGGCCAAGAACAAGAGACAGCCCUACUCCGUCUCCGAGAAGGCUGGUCACCAGACCUCUGCCGAGUCUUGGGGCACUGGUCGCGCUGUCGCCCGUAUCCCCCGUGUCUCCGGCGGUGGUACUCACCGUGCCGGUCAGGCCGCCUUCGGUAACAUGUGCCGUUCCGGUCGCAUGUUCGCCCCUACCAAGAUCUGGCGCAAGUGGCACGUCAAGGUCAACCAGGGCCAGAAGCGUUUCGCUACCGCUUCCGCUCUUGCUGCCUCUGCCGUCGCUCCUCUCCUGAUGGCCCGUGGCCACCAGGUCUCUACCGUUCCCGAGGUUCCCCUCGUCAUCGACUCCGCCGCUUUCGGUGUUGCCUCCAAGACUGCCGCUGCCGUCGGUCUCCUCAAGGCUGUCGGUGCCGGUCCCGAGCUCGAGAAGGUCAAGGCUUCCAAGAAGCUCCGUGCCGGUAAGGGUAAGCUCAGAGGCCGCCGCCACCGCCAGCGCCGUGGUCCUCUUGUCGUCUACUCUCCCAGCACCGACGGCAAGGAGCUCGUCCAGGGCUUCCGCAACAUCCCCGGUGUCGAGACCAGCCCCGUCGAUGCCCUCAACCUCCUCCAGCUCGCCCCCGGUGGCCACCUCGGUCGCUUCGUCAUCUGGACUUCCGCCGCCAUCAAGGAGCUUGAUGCCGUCUACGAGUCCAAGAAGGGCUUCUUCCUCCCCUCCAACGUUGUCGCCAACGCCGACCUUACCCGUCUCAUCAACUCUUCCGAAAUCCAGUCAGUCCUCCGCGCCCCCAAGGGUGAGGCCAAGACCAAGCGUGGCCACGUGCUCAAGAAGAACCCUCUGCGCAACAAGCAGGUUCAGCUCCGCCUUAACCCCUAUGCCGCCACCUUUGCCAAGGAGAAGCUCGGCGAGGUCAAGGAGGAGGGCAAGCCUGUUCGCGUCAAGGCUGACUUCCUCGGUCAGCUCAAGGAGUAA